GGCCCAGUCUCAUAUUUGCCAACAAUCGUUGACUUGGCAACGGUUAGCAAACUCAGGGACCACAACCGAAGGAACAAUUUCGAGCAAGAUGGCGUCGAGAAUCAUGCAUGGUCGGCGAGAGGGUCAAACAAGAGAAUUUGGUGGAGCGAAAGUUAGCGUCAUUCCUGAAGGAGUUGACCCGCGUGAGGUAACAGUUCUCCAGCCCGAUUCGUGGAGGCGCAUCCAGAACAGCCUUUCGCGAUAUAACGAGGAGCAAAUGCGACUGGAAGCGAAGAGGAAAGAAAGAGAGGACCUCCACGCCAUUUCUAAAGAAUCAGUAAAACACUGGGAAAAUACCAUAGAGGGUCAGAGACUGAAGAAGCUAGAAGCACGACAAUUACGAGAAGAAAAGGAGGAGGAGGAAAAAGUCAAGAUUGACAAAGAAGAAGCAAAACAUCAGGCCCAAAAAAGAAAGGAAGCCAUUGAGAGAGCAAAGACUUUGCAAUAUUAUCAGACUGACAGAGUAAAGACAUUCCAUGGUGCCCUCCUUCUAACAGAGGUUCUUAAAGAGAGAGAUGCCCAGAUUGAUAUGAAAAAUGGCCAGCUUAAUGCUGAUAAGAUUAGAGAGAAUCAUCUUUUAAGACUUCAGCAGAGGCAACGUGAGGAAGCCAUUAUGGAAGACCAAAAGAGGGCUUUAAGGAGAUACAAUGAGAGAAAAGCAGUAGCAGAUUUCCAAAACCUUCAAAUUCUUGAUCACAUUGAAGAAGGGAAAAAAGCAAAACAAGUUGAUAUAGAGGAGGGAGAGAAUGUUAAGCAACAAGUUGACAUGUACAUGGCAGCAAAGAAGACCAUUGAAGAACAGAGACGAAAGGAUAAAAAGGAGAUUAUGGAAGAACAUCAGAGGCAGCUGGCUGAUAGAGAAGUUAGGCGUCAGUCAGAGCAGAAAAAAGCCGAAGACGAAGAAGAAGAAAUUCGACAAUUUGCUCAAGCCAAAAAGAAAAUGGCAAGGAUGCGUAAAGAGAAAGAAAGUGAACUGUUCAGAGCCUUCCAGGAUCACACGGAGAGAAUGAGAAAGAAGCUGGCCAACCAGAUGCAGCAGCAAGUGGAUGAUGAAGACGACAGAAUAGCGAAGACUGUGGCAGAAAGGGAAAGGAAGCGCGAGGAGGAAGAGAGACAAAAAUACGAGGCUGAUAUGAAGGCCAAAAAGGAAAUUCACGAUCAAAGGAUCUACAUGAUGAAAGAAAAUGAACGCCGGGCCAUGGAGGAAGCCAAAAAAGAUCGUGAAAUACUCCGCAACAGAGUGAAAUCUGAUAAACUGUUCCACAUGAAACAAGAAGAAAAACGUCUGGAACAGCUGUCCGAAUGCAAGAAACUCAAAGAACUUCAAACGCAACAGAUUGCCGAAGUGAAGGAGCGAGAACAACAAGCCAAGGAAGCGGAACUAGACUUAGACAAACGCAACGGGGAGCUUCUCAGAGAGGAGGAGAUUCAAUUCCAAGAGUACGCUAACAAGGUCAUUACUGAGGCUAGAAACAAUGGCCGUAAUCCUUACCCACUCAUGAAGGCCGCGCAAGAAGGGCCCGGAGGAGGUCGUGGGCCAAAAUUUGAAGGCAAACGAGGGCUUCGACCAAGCUACCUUGUGGGGGAUGCUUCAGGGGUGCAGUUGCCAAAUUACUCCGAUGGAACAGUGAAAGGCUCGCACACGAAAAUUUACGGCAAUCCUGGCGAUAGUAGGAAGCGCUUAGGGUUUACCUGGUGAAUUGCCUUAAAGCGCGAUGAAUUUUUACUUGUAAAUAGACUUUCUUUCGUGUCUCGGAAAUGAACUCUUGCCCACAGAAUUUUCAGAAUGACUGGAUUUCAUGAAGUGUCAUACACUGGUUGGAAAUAAACAAGUUACAAAAGAC
Pocillopora damicornis (cauliflower coral) is the source of this 1883-nucleotide messenger RNA. Its product is annotated as cilia- and flagella- associated protein 210. Lineage: Eukaryota; Metazoa; Cnidaria; Anthozoa; Scleractinia; Pocilloporidae. The record is from RefSeq and is a predicted model, not a curated record. Gene Ontology annotation, cellular component: axonemal microtubule.